Molecule: messenger RNA, 3028 nt
Organism: Periophthalmus magnuspinnatus
Lineage: Eukaryota; Metazoa; Chordata; Actinopteri; Gobiiformes; Gobiidae
Gene: macrod2
Product: mono-ADP ribosylhydrolase 2
Exons: 19
Coding region: 181-1425 (414 amino acids)
Biological process (GO): DNA damage response; peptidyl-glutamate ADP-deribosylation; purine nucleoside metabolic process
Cellular component (GO): nucleoplasm
Molecular function (GO): ADP-ribosylglutamate-[protein] hydrolase activity
Source: RefSeq, a predicted model, not a curated record
GCAAUCACGGUAGGUUGAGCCCACUGAGGUCCAUAGAAAUUUGACAGCUUCACAGGUGAGACCACCGUCAAGAGGCUGUUUCACUUUGCCUUUCACUUUCCCUCCGGAUCACUAUUUACUGUGAGCCUGGGGUUGCCACACUCAAAAAACAACCAUUCAAAGUCUAAUCAUUCCGGAAGUAUGAGCAAAAAGAAAAAGGACUGGAAGAAUGAGAAAGAGAGGCUGCUCCGUCUAGAUCGAGAGGAAAGGCGCAAGGAGUACCGUCGCCAGGACUAUGUCUCCCUGGACAAGAUCCCAACCUGGAGGGACGAAAACAGCAUCAAUGACAAUGAGGAGGAGGACGCUCAGGUGACCAGUGGAGGAGGGCUGUCUAAUAAAGUAUCCCUCUACAAAGGAGACAUCACGCUGCUGGAGGUGGAUGCCAUAGUCAAUGCUGCAAACUCCAGUCUUCUGGGAGGAGGGGGAGUUGACGGCUGCAUACACAAAGCGGCGGGGUCCUGUCUGUUUGACGAGUGCCACUCACUAAACGGCUGUGAAACCGGCAAGGCCAAGAUCACCUGUGGAUACGACCUCCCGGCAAGAUAUGUGAUCCACACUGUAGGCCCGGUGGCCAGAGGUCAUGUGGGCCCCAGUGAGACCAGCGACCUCACCGCCUGCUACCAGAACUCCCUCAGGCUGCUGAAGGAGCACGGACUCAGCACUGUGGCCUUCCCCUGUAUAUCCACCGGCAUCUAUGGUUUUCCCAACGAGCCUGCAGCCGACAUUGCCCUGAACACAGUCAAGACCUGGAUCGAACAGAAUCCUGAUAAGAUCACACGAGUCAUAUUCUGCGUCUUCCUGGAGACAGACUUCAACAUCUACAAGAAGAAAAUGGCGGUUGUUUUUCAAGACAACGACAUGGAGGCUCCAGAGGAACAGCAGAAGGAUGACACCACACCACCGUCGCCCACAUCUACACCUAAGAAAGAGGCGGAGGAAGCCAACAGGGGUGCAGAUGAAGCCGGUGAUGAAGAGGAGGACACCAACGAUGCAGAGGCCAACGCGGACGUGGAUAUGAUGAGCCAAACCCAAGAUGAAGAAAUGGGCGCUGAUGAACCAAACCCAGAGGAAAACCAGGAACAAGAUGUGAAGCAAGGCAAAGGCAAAGAUGCAAGCGCUGGAAAUAACAAAGAUGAAGACACAGAUGCGGCUAAAAGCCAAGAGAAAGCCAAGGAAGAGGAGACUGAAGGAAAACCAGACCAGGAGGCAGAGGGUGAUGUGGAGAUGAAUACGCAGACGCUAACUGUAGAGAUGGAAGAUGUUUCCGACAUCAAUGAAUCCGGCACCAGCAACGUAGAUAUGAAGGAGGAAGUUAAGACUCAACCAGAUUUGAAUGCUACUGACAACUCGCAGUCCAAAGACACUGACCGUGAGAAGAAAGAUUGACCAGCUGAGGGGCAGACAAUCAACCUCAUCUGACAGCCAGCAAACUGUGCGGACCCCCAGAGCCCACGUACAGGGCAGCUCUGGCACCAACCAGGGCAAAAGAGCAAAACCAGUUACCCACCACGCUCACAUCCCACUUUUCUUUGCCUUUUCUCUUGAUUCAAACAUUAGACUCACCCCCAAAACAAUGUAUGUAUAUGUAUCUAUGUAUUAAUGUACAUACUGAACCUAUAGGACUUGAACAUAUCAACCAGACGAUGAGCCAUACCUCACUGUGUGUUAGCCAUUUACCAUUAACUGCUGUGUGUCUGAGAGAGAGAGAAUACUAGGUCUUUUUGAUUUCAGUCUGCAAUAACAUCUUCAAUUCAAUACAUAACAUCAGAUUUUGUUUUUACAAGUUUGACAGUAUAAAAAAUAAUACCUGUACACGCAGUGAAUUAUAUGAGGUCUGACUUCUCCAUAGCGCUGGAUAGAGGUGCACUAUGUCACUUUUCUGGCGGAGAGUACGCCACUUGCUUGUCUCUAUGGAGAUGUUAUUGCUUUGCCAGGAAUGUUUCACAGUACGGGAUUAAACUGACAUAUCUUAUAUCAGAUAUCAGCAUAUUUUCAAUGUGUUUUAUCUUGAAAGAGCUCACCUCUCCACAGAUCUGACCUGUAAAUUAGCUUGGUGGUGUCACUUGCUUGUCUCUAUACAGAAAGAAAAGUUUAACGCCAUGCUGUGGAACAUUCCAGGCAAGUUUCGGACCCCUCAACCAGAAAAGUUACAUAGUGCACCCUUAAAUAACCAAACUGAGUCAGAUUAGUUCUCUAAUCUAACAUUAAUUUAAGUCAUCCUGAAAUGUGCAAUACCAGAAGUUGUUUUAAAAAUGCUUACAGUGUUGAAUUGUUUUGUAAGAAUAUUGUUUUAACAAAGAUACUGGCCAUCAGCUUCACAAGAUGAGUCUCAAAAAAUACUAUUCUCUCUUAAAAAACUUGCAUCUUUAACACAUAAAUAUAUCAAACAUGACUUAUACAUUAUCAAUACAUAGACCAAAAGAAUGAAAACUGGCUAACCAACUAUAUCUGCAUUUGACUGAGGUUAUAAUUGGGUUUUCUCAACUUCUUUAACAGUGAUAUAACUCUGAUCCAAUUAAAAACAAACUACUUUUGUCCAUUCUCAAACCUAAACAGCACCCACCACCAUUGCAACUACUCUUCCUUCCUUCAUUUUGGGCCAGUGCAUGCCAGAAAAUUGCUUUUACUUCAACAUAUACAUGAAUUUCUUUGCUUUUUGCUUCUGUCUCCAACCAGAUUGUCUCUACAAAAGGAAUCUGCCUUAUUUCUUAUCAAGGGCGGUGGUCCAAGUAUGAAAUCUUAGAUACAUGCAGAUGAUUUGUAAUUGUAUUCAUAAUGGCUAAUACCUACUGUUAAUCAUUUCUUUUUCCUGAAUUUGAAACGUUUUCUUUUCAACGUUGGUAUGAUUCCUAUAUUAUUUUGAGUGGUGCCAUAGUAACGAUUGGAUAAAUGACAGUUCUAUGAAAAGAUGCCUUCAUAGUUUGAUGUUUGCUUUGCUAAACUAUAAGAGAAACGCCUAUUAAAGAUAUAAGCUAAAAUACAAAAAAAA